AUGCGUUCCGCCACAUUGCUCCUCGUCAUUUGCAACGUUCCGGCAAUCUUCGCCACUUGCAGGUCCGUCACGCAGCCAUGCACUAAUUUUCAAACUUGCUAUGGGUUGGAAAUGGCAUCGACCUGUGCUUCUGACGAGUACGUGAGUCGUGAAGGAAGUUGCCAGUCUGUAACAUCUGCUACCAACAGUCAUGUCACGUGCGAGUGUUGUAAAAAGAAGUGA
Molecule: messenger RNA, 222 nt
Organism: Colletotrichum abscissum
Lineage: Eukaryota; Fungi; Ascomycota; Sordariomycetes; Glomerellales; Glomerellaceae
Exons: 3
Coding region: 1-222 (73 amino acids)
Source: RefSeq, a predicted model, not a curated record